CGAUUAGAGAGGGUAAUAGUGGAUUGAACCCAGCGAGACACUUGUGCUGACGGAGAUCAUGGCCAGCACCACAGCUUCUCGGGGACCGUUGCUUGUCAUUUUACUGCAAAUUGUCUUCAUUUGCUCUGCACAAAGAAGCCCUGCAGCUCCGUGGGGUCACCCUGGUCCUACUGGUCCUGCAGGUGUUCCUGGAGUUGAUGGAAUAGACGGAGAGAGGGGUCCUGUCGGCCCAGAUGGCGGUCCUGGACCUGAUGGUGAUGCUGGGAAACGGGGGUCUGCAGGGUUGCCAGGGGAACCUGGAGCUGAUGGUUUAACUGGGCCAGAUGGAGAUCCUGGUCUGCCUGGUCUUCCUGGACCAAAGGGUGAAGUGGGAAAAAUUGGGCCCCACGGACCUGCAGGUUCUGGACGUGACGGGCCCCCUGGGCCGUCUGGGCCAGCUGGACUGCCGGGUGAAGUGGGUAAAGUUGGGCUCCCAGGUGCCAUGGGAAUGAGAGGGCUGCCCGGGCCUCCUGGACCCCCUGGGCCUAGAGGUGCCAUAGGAGUGCAUGUUGGGAGAGCAGCACGGUGUCUUAACUCCUGCCCCCUCGGCCUGUCCGGGCAUCCCGGCCUUCCAGGUAUGAAGGGCCACAAAGGCAUAAAGGGGGAAUCUGGUGAGCCAGGGAAACAAGGGCACAAGGGUGAAGAAGGAGAGGAGGGACCCCCUGGUGAAGUUGGACAACAAGGCCCAAUAGGACCACCAGGAAUGCGAGGAAUCACAGGGAUGCUGGGUGGAAAAGGGGAGAAGGGGGCUCGUGGCCCCGGUGGAAAUCCUGGCCCUCAAGGCAUCCAGGGGUCCAUGGGUGAUGACGGACAGAGAGGCUUGGUCGGAGAGGUUGGGCCGAAAGGCAGCCGCGGGGCUCUAGGACCACAGGGACUCAGCGGGCUUUCUGGUCCCAAGGGAGAGAGCGGAUUAGCGGGAGUGGAUGGUGAAGAUGGAAUUCCUGGGUUGCCAGCAGUUAAGGGGGGAUCAGGAACAGCUGGAGCUCCAGGAGAUGCAGGGACUCAGGGAUUUCCUGGAUUGCCUGGGGCCCCAGGGUCAGUGGGUGUUAGUGGUGAGAAGGGUAACUCUGGUGACCCUGGUCUCACUGGAAGAAUGGGAUCUCCUGGUAAAGUGGGAGAGCGUGGAGAGCAAGGGGAGGUGGGAGCUGUAGGACCCAGAGGUGGCCCGGGUUGGAGAGGAGAGCUGGGCCCAGCAGGACCACAGGGAGCACCGGGUCCCAGGGGAGCUAACGGAGACCUCGGCCUGCCAGGACUGCCGGGUCCUCCAGGCCUGAUGGGACUGAAAGGAGACAGGGGUGCUGUUGGUCAAACAGGCCCCAAGGGUGAACAAGGAACGUCUGGUGCAGAGGGGACACCUGGAGACAAAGGUGAACAGGGUGACCAAGGAGAGCCAGGCCUGAAAGGAUCAAUGGGCAUACUGGGUGAGACGGGAAGCAGAGGGCCAGAGGGAGGCCGUGGGCAGCCUGGAGUCGAGGGUCCGCCGGGAGCUCCUGGACCCCGCGGCAUGCAGGGAGAUAGGGGUGUGCCGGGAUUUCCAGGAUCACAGGGCCCUUCGGGUAAAGGGCCAAGUGAUCAGCACAUCAAGCAGGUUUGCAUAAGAGUAAUGCAGGAGCAGCUGGCCCAGCUGGCCGCCAGUCUUAGGAGACCUGAGACAGGUGUGGCUGGAUUGCCUGGUAAACCCGGGCCCCCGGGGCCCCCAGGCCUCCCCGGCAGCGGUGGCUUACCCGGCCACGCUGGUCCAAGAGGUUUACCAGGCCUCAAAGGUCCUCCAGGUCUUCUGGGAGUCAAAGGGCCCAAAGGUGAAAUGGGAGAUAGAGGAGACAGAGGACCCACAGCACAUGGACCAAAGGGCAUUCCAGGACCUCCCGGCCUUCCAGGUGAGCCUGGAAGACCUGCUUACGGCAGAGAUGGCCGCGAUGGCGAGCGAGGUCCUGCCGGUGUUGCCGGGGUGCCGGGAGUCCCAGGCCUUCCUGGUCCCGCCGGGCCCAACGGUUACUGUGAGCCCACAGCUUGUAACUUGCAGGCAGGAAUGGCACCUCAAUCUGUGAAGAACUUUGACUUCAAAGGACCUGGCAGGUCAUGAAGGAACCUGCGAAGUCAGGGAGAGAUGGAGGAAUGCAGGGUGGCCUCUGGCAACACUGUGACGAUGGACCAGCAGCCUUCCCUUCAUUAAAGGGCUAGAUAAACAAACAUAAAACAUUUUAUUCCAUUUUCUAGAUUUUUUUUUUUUUCCCAGGAAAAAAUGUCCCAUUUGUGUCUAUAUGAUGGUACUACCCAGUGACAGACACGCCCCCAAACCCAAUGCCUGAUUUUACACGAGGUGAAUAAAGACGCCAUGAAAGAGAUUCAAGAUAAUUUCAUUUCACAAAACACUUCAGAAAAGAUAAAUAAGCCAAAACUGACUUGUAAUUCAAAUAGCUUCGACACAUUUACCAAGCAGGGGAGUAUCAUCAACACCAGUGCUGAACAUAAAAAGAAAAAAAUAUUUCUUUAGGGUUUUUGUCCAGCUGAUUUCUAGCAGCUGUGGUUUCGAGCCAUUGAAGACGAUUUACAUCAGGCUUGGUGUGUUCUUUACAGCUGGAGGAUAAAAUAAAAUGUCACCUGUAGGAAAUAUACAGUGGAUCAAAUAAUGUUUAUAUUUAUUUUGUGAAUGUCCACAGUGACAUCGUCCUUUGUACA
Molecule: messenger RNA, 2718 nt
Organism: Brienomyrus brachyistius
Lineage: Eukaryota; Metazoa; Chordata; Actinopteri; Osteoglossiformes; Mormyridae
Product: collagen alpha-1(IX) chain-like
Exons: 32
Coding region: 59-2122 (687 amino acids)
Source: RefSeq, a predicted model, not a curated record